Molecule: messenger RNA, 4628 nt
Organism: Stegostoma tigrinum
Lineage: Eukaryota; Metazoa; Chordata; Chondrichthyes; Orectolobiformes; Stegostomatidae
Product: solute carrier family 22 member 4-like
Exons: 10
Coding region: 622-2241 (539 amino acids)
Biological process (GO): transmembrane transport
Cellular component (GO): membrane
Molecular function (GO): transmembrane transporter activity
Source: RefSeq, a predicted model, not a curated record
UGUGCCUGGCUCAACUGGAAGAUCAUCAAACAAGUUAAAUUUAGGAAGAGCCUCAGUUUAACCACAGCCAAUAAUUCACAUUCUCUGUGCUGCGAUGUUAUGCACAAUGAGACUUAGUGCAUUUUGGCAGCUGACUAUGUGCCAAAUGUUCUCCCAAAUGCUUUCUUUCAAAAUGACCUGAAUUCCAAAAAAAGAAUUCAAGUAACUGUACGGUUGGGCUGAUUAGCUGCGUCGAUGUUCCACAGAGCCUUCCUUAAUACGUUCAUUGAAUUACUUUUUAUCGCUUAUUCAUCGUCAGCCUGUAAACAGGAUGGCCCAGUCUUGGUAAUGGCACCUUCAUGGUGUUACAGAAAGACAAAAAGUUUCUCCUUCCAAACAAACAGUAAGAAAAGCUCUUCAGUGCUGACAAACAUUUUGAUUACUGAAAGAACCCCUUUAUAAUCGAGGCACAAGUGGAUUUAGGAGGAGCUGUCUGUGCUUGAUGGAAGUUUGAUUAAUAUUUAUAAGGCAACUCUUGCAGCUCAAAUGUUAGUUUGAAAUUUCUCAAGAUUUUGCCCUCCAACGGCCAGAUUGCGGCAGUUUUACAUAAGAAUCGCUGCCAGUUCUCCCGCUGUCACUAACAUGCGGGAUUACGAUGAAAUCACCGCUUUUCUCGGAGAAUGGGGACCCUUCCAGAAAAUUAUCUUCUUCCUCUUGAGCCUCAGCAUCUUUCCCAAUGGUUUCUGCGGAAUGUCUAUAGUUUUUGUCGGGGGUAUUCCUGAACAUCGCUGCUUCGUUCCCGGGAAUCUCAACCUCAGUGAAGCGUGGAUGAACCGGACUAUCCCUCUGGAACAAGCCAAGGGGAAACUCCAGUACAGCAAAUGUAGACGGUACCGGUUGGAUGUGAUCAGGAAUCUUUCGGAGAUAUUUCCUGACCCAGAUUCCGUCAAUAUUUCUGAGGUGGAACAGGAGCCCUGUUUGGAUGGAUGGGUGUACAGUAAGGAUCAGUACAUGUCCACCAUCGUCAGCGAGUGGGAUUUAGUGUGUGAUGAUGACUGGAAAGGACCAUUUGUUAUGUCUGUAUUUUUCAUGGGCGUGCUGGUUGGGUCUUUGUGUUGCGGACAGUUAUCAGACAGGUUUGGAAGAAAGAUAGUUCUGUUUGGAACUAUGGCUACACAGAUUGGAUUUAGCAUAGUUCAACUGCUCUCUCCAAACUGGGAAAUAUUUUGCCUGCUGAAUUUCUUUGUGGGCUUUGGACAGAUUUCGAACUAUGUGACUGCAUUUGUUCUUGGAUCAGAAUUUCUGAGGAAAAAAGUUCGGAUUAUAUUCGGUACUGUAGGAAUUUGCAUUUUUUUUGCGAUUGGCUACAUGGCCCUGCCUUUGAUUGCAUAUUUCGCACGAAGUUGGCGGAUAUUGCUUUUCAUCUUGUCUCUCAGUGGCCUGAUGUACAUUCCUAUGUGGUGGUUCAUUCCCGAAUCUCCACGCUGGCUGCUGACAAAGGGGAGGGUGCAAGAAGCUGAAGCAAUAUUACAGCAUGCUGCAAAGAAAAAUGGCGUCAAUCCACCAAUGACGCUCAUUAAUGAACUUAAGCUUGAAGUUAUGGAAAAUGAAAAAAAACAACAUUUUUCAGUGAUUGACAUGUUUAGAAACCGGAGCAUGCAAGCCAUUGGUGUCAUAAGCCUUCUAGUAUGGAUGAUUACUUCAGCUGGAUACUUUGGUCUGUCUUUGAACACACCCAAUCUCCAUGGUGAUGACUAUUUGAACUGUUUCUUCUCUGCAGUCAUCGAAGUUCCAGCCUAUAUAGCUGCCUGGCUUUUUCUCCAGAGGUUUUCCCGAAGAUUCAGCCUUUCGGGAUCGUUUUUCAUGGGUGGUGGUGUCCUUUUCUUCAUUCGCCUCAUACCUUCAAAUCUACCAACACUUUCCACAGCUCUGGUGAUGAUUGGUAAAUUUUGCACCACAACUGCCUUCUCCGUACUUUAUGUUUAUACUACUGAGCUGUAUCCAACCACUAUAAGAAACCUUAGUGUUGGAGUGUGCUCCAUGUUCUCCAGGCUGGGCUCCAUCAUCUCACCUUACAUUUUUUAUCUCGGCAUUCAUCAUGAGUUUCUGCCUUAUAUUCUGAUUGGGAGUUCGACAGUGCUUUCAGCAAUUUUGAUCUUGUUCCUGCCAGAAACACUCAAUGUUCCUCUCCCAGAAACCAUUAAUCAAAUGCAGAAAAUUAAGGGGGUCAGUUGUAUAAGUACACGGAACUUAAUUUCAUAAAAUGGGAGAACACAUUAUAAUCGUAAAUAAUAAGAAGGAGAUUAAGCCCAGCUUUGGGAACUGAUUGGCAGAAAUGGAGAAAUGGACAUUCAUUUACUGACAACUUGUGUUUGGACUUAUAUUAUCUUCCUGAAAUUAUUUUGAAAUAUGCUUAACAAUACUAUCAAAAUCAUCAAGGACUGACGCUAAGUACUUAGAUAAACAGCAUGCAGCACUAUUGUAUGUUUCUCAUUAUUAUUUGAACUGACAUUAUUAUUCAACCGACCUGUAAUGCAAAGCUUUGUGGCCCUGUUUGGUCCACAAGAGUAGUCAGCUUUGACACUUAGACUAAGACCAAUGAAGCACAUUAGCUGGCUGGUUUCCAACCCACAGCAAGGUAAUAGCUGCACUUUUAACAAGCAAACUUCAUUUACAUCCCUCCUCUGUGCUGUGGUGCAUCAAGGAGUGAUCUGGUGGUACUUUUGAGUUGAGAAACCCAUUUAUCUGUCCUUUCUGUCAGCAAGAUGCGAGAGUGAGGCCACAAUUACAGAGGGGUUCCUGGAAAAGCAGCUCAAAUUACUUUUGUGGAACCUACAAGACUGGACAAAAUCAUUGUCAAUGUCCCUCAUCAGCUCCCAUGUCCUCUGACACAUUCUUGGAUCAGUUUAAUUCAAAAAUAACAACCCUGGUCCAAGAACUACUGAUUCUGACGUGAAAAGAGUGUGUCACUGAGAACAAACAAGUGAGUAAGAUACCCAGUUCUAGGGUUCUUUAAAAGUAUCACCCACCUCUUCAUUGGCACCAAUAGUGCAGUAAGGCUAAAAACCUCAUUUGAGUUUAUCACUACCCUGUUAAUCCAGGUAAUAGAAAUGAAAAUGGGCCCCAAAUGGAUCAUAUCCACCCCCUCAAUUUAUCCCAUAGAAAGACUAAUUUUUCCAACGACCAUGAAACAGCAGCUGCACUUAAACAAUACUUUCCUUUCACAUGAAAGUGUGAACUUUUUUUCUAUUUUUACUCUGGUUUAUUCCUCCAAAUCCCACUACUGGGGACAAAGACCAUCAGGUUAAAAAAAUUAAGAAGUCAAAGAUGAGCAACAAUGAUCAAGACUGAAAUUGAGAAGGAUUGUUAUCCUUUAAAUAGUACAAUAUUGGGGAGUUGGAGUAUUUAAGGGAUAUAACUCUGCAUAGGGAAUAGAUAGGACGUAUAUUUGCUACUGUUUAUUUACGAUUUCAAAUACAUAGGUAUUCUAAUUGAUAUAUAAACAAUAGUGAAUAUUUGUGGAUAAUGAUAAUGUUGGUGAGAAUUUUGAUGAGAAGAACACAAUUUUAUCCAUUAUUUUGUGUGAGCAUUUUGAGAUUGCACAUAAAUACUAAUUCUAAUGUAACAGUUACAGUGCCUUUUUGAACUUAAGUUAUACUCAAAAGCAAGAUCUUAAAAUAUUUCUGCAGUCAAAGUUUGUGAAUUGUAAAUCAUUAAUGAAGUUCAUUUCAAUUAUACUACAAUGUUAUUUUCCUGAAAUUAUUUCUUGCUUGUUGAUCUCAGCAUUGCAUUUAUUUGGAAAUGUAACUAUUGAAUCUAAGAUUAUGGAUUGGAGAAUGUGAUUAAUAAUUGUGUACAAUGAAGUUAUAAUGAAGAUCUCAUUCACUUGUGCAAGCUCUACGUGAAGACAGAUUCUUCAUUCAUUGGCAAUUUCUACCAGUGAUGGCUUCCAAUUACAUUCCACUCACAGAAGCAGGACAAGGAGAUAAGUUGCAGGUCUACUUCAGACAGAAUGGGAAAUAAACAGAUUAACAGAAUUACAUCCACCCUCCAUUCUUAAGGUCAGAAGUGGGGAUAUUUGCUGAUGAUUGCACAAUAUACAGCACUAUUUGUGACUCCUCAUGUAGGUGUCCUUGGAAAGCAGUGUAUCCUCUUGCUCAAGUGUUGCUGUGAAACAUAAGAAUUUCUGGUCAGAAAAAAAUGUAAAGACCCACAUCUUUGAGAUUCUACUAAUUUUGGAGUUGCAUGUUCAAAGGGAAAGGAGCUGUUGAUGAUUCACAGGUAUGAAAGUCAAUUAACCUAUCACUGACCCAGACAAGACAUGACAAGGGAAAACUUUGAAAGGCUUCAGGAACAUGAGACCCACAGUCAAUUCUCCCAACCAUGCAUUUGCCACAGGUUGUGCCUCAAAUCGUGCCUUUUUACUGUAUCCUAAAUCAGCACUUCCGACAGAAAUCUGUUCAUUUGAAUUAAUCAAUAUUAGCUACUUCAACUGCCUCCAGGCUACAGAUUGGUCACUUGUUCACUGAAUUGUUGUUGAAGCAGUUUUAAAUGAUUACUGACCUAUACAUUGAUAAAGAUCAGUAUUUCCUUAUGCAAUGCUUUGUUAAUAAUUUACAGUAUUUGUAUACCAUUCAAAGCAUUUGAUA